AUGACAGCACAUUUUGUAGAUCAAAACUGGAACUUGCAAAGCAGAAUUAUGAGGUUUAUUUACGUGCCUUGUCCGCAUACAUCUGAUGUUCUUGCCGACAUACUUUAUACUACUUUGUGUGAUUGGAAUCUUGAUAGGAAAGUGUCAACUCUUACUGUGGAUAAUUGCACCACAAAUGAUGCAAUUAUCAGGAUAUUAUUAGAGAAACUUCCUCUAAAAUCACUAAUGAUGAAUGGUGAUUUGUUUCAUAUGCGUUGCUGCGCACAUAUUCUCAAUCUUAUUGUCCAAGAUGGCUUAUCUCUCAUUAAAUUUGAGAUUGAGAGAAUCAGAGAGAGUGUUGCAUUUUGGUCUGCAUCACCAAAGAGGGAGCAAAAUUUUGUGACAGCAGCAGAACAGUUGGGAAUACCAUACUCAAAGAAGUUGAUACUUGACUGCAAGACACGGUGGAACUCUACAUUCUUGAUGUUGAGUGUUGCUAUAAGCUACAAAGAGGUUUUCGAUCGGGUAAAGACAAGAGACUCGAAGUAUACAUGUUUUCCUACAGAAAAGGAUUGGGAGUUGGCUAGUGAGAUUUGUGAAAGAUUACAACUUUUUUAUGAGGUGACUGUUAUGUUCUCUGGUUCAAAGUAUCCUACAGCUAAUGUUUUCUUUCCUUUGAUAUGUGAGAUUGGGUAUUCUUUGCGUGAGUGGACGAAAUCUCCUAUUGAGGAGAUUAAGAUGAUGGCUGACCAAAAGGUUUCUAAGUUCAAUAAGUAUUGGUCUGUAAUUCAUGGGGUAAUGGGAAUGGCAGCGGUUUUAGAUCCACGAUACAAAUUAAAGUUUGUGGAGUUACUUUUUCCUGUACUUUAUGGAGAAGAAAAGGCAAAGAUUGAAUUUCAAAAUUUGGAGGCGUUUGUCCAAACUUUGUUUCAAGAGUACGUGUCAAGUAAUGCAUCUAAAAAAAGGAAGAGUGAAGGUAUUAUAUUCUUCUUAUUGUUUGUUUUUAUGGUGGUUCAGUUCCUGGUUCAUCUUCAUUUGGUUCUAGUAUCUCUUCCGGUCAUCGUGUUGGAUUCAAAAAGCUCUUAUCAGAUAUUGCUUCUAUUACUAGAGAUGAUGAUGAAUCAGGAGGUAUGA
Messenger RNA from Lactuca sativa (garden lettuce), 1113 nucleotides. NCBI's taxonomy places the organism in Eukaryota, Viridiplantae, Streptophyta, Magnoliopsida, Asterales, Asteraceae. The record is from RefSeq and is a predicted model, not a curated record.